GAAAGUGUUUCACAUUGGUAUCAUCUUUCGUUUGAAAAAACAUAAGAAUGAAUUCAGAGACAGCAGUUAAUCGGAAUAAUAUAAGAUGUUCCUAAGGCAAAUUCAGAUUCUCCCAUAAUCCCCAUUGAUGACAUAAUUCCCUGCACUUUGCGAAGCAGAACAACAAGCAAAACGGCGCGCCGGGUAGCACCUGAUGUUUCUCUUUCUGCUAUUAUCAUUCCGAGCAACUCUAUCUACAAAAGUUGCUAUCACAGAAUCAUAUCACACUAGAUAAGAAAAGCAAGACAGACGUAGACGUAGUGAUAAUCAGACUGAAAAUGUGAAUAAUACGCGAUGGGUUAAGUUUGCAAAGCUCGGUUACUUCAUUUCAGUUUAGUGUUAAUUAAACUUUGGAAUAUUCGAGCGGCUAAUGUCCAGGUCUUACGCAUGCAGUUAGUGCCUCGUCUCAAGACUAUACUCGCAACUACAAUAGAAAUUAAACGAAAAAUUUCCGGACUAAUGGAAGCGAGUAUGUGGAGUGGAUUUCGCGGGCGCGCAGUUCUCUCGGUGUAGCUUUGUCGUUGAUGUAAUUGUAACACAAUUCAGUUAAUCUUCAACUGCUGUGCUUAUGAUCUCCUGCACUGCAAAGAAAACGAACUCAUAAAUCAUCAGCCAUGCAUCACUUAGUAAACAUUCAAAUCGAAACACAAUAUUAGUAAUGUGGUUUGUAUUCGGAAGUUGUCGAAAAAAGUCGGUCGUUCCAAAGAUAUACUGUCUGUAUCUGCUUUCGGUGUUUUCAGUGCUUAACUAGUUCAUGCAUUUCGAGUCUUUGGCUGUGUUUUCGAAUCCGACAAGGUGCCGAAUAAAACUGGAAAUCAUACGUGCGAAUUGGCAUACUGGAAUACGCUGGCGCUUUAUCAGGCCACACAUAGAAUAUUAACGCUCGAUAAGAAAAGUCGGCACGUAAUCUUGGAAUCAACAAUUAUAAUUAAUUGAUUUGUUCAAGUACAAACAGAUUUGCUGUUCCCGCUUUGGAACGGCGCUCAGGAGAGGCUAGCCUGGCGGGAGCACAGUGCAUUUUGGACGUACCACGUUAAUUUGCUAUGCAAAUGCGAAAAGCUUAUCUGUGAGCGCAAAUAGAUCGGAUCUCAUUUAAUUAGGUUUUCAGCGUUAGCCUUCCUGGGGGGAAUAUUUCCAAUUCAAAAUGACUAGGGAUAGACUGCAAGAGUUGCUCAACUUGUCCAGAUUACCCAAUAAUCCCACGUCUGAGUCACAUUCCAUUAACAUUAAAAAUGAGUAUUCUUCGAUUGAUGAUAUUCUCGGAGAAUAUGUGGAAAUUCGAAAAAAUAUUGCCCAACUUGCUCAAAAUUUGGACACCAUGCGGAAGAGUCUCCGCAUCACAGACCUAAAAGACUUUAACAGUAGUAAAGUAGAAGCCCUAAAUGAUCAAAAUGUAAGUAUCGGCCAAAAACUGCUGACAAAGUUCAGAGAACUUAGACAAACAUUACCAGAAGAUGAGGACUUUACUUUGGAAGCACGCAUGAAACGCACAUUAUUCCACGGCAUGCAUCAGGAGUAUAUCAAUGUUUGGACUAGUCAAGAGGAAUUCUUACAGACCUAUGAAGCCAAACUGAAAAAGAAAUUAAUGUUGCAUUCUAAAAUAAUGAACACAGUUCAAAGCGAAGAGGAAGUGGAGGAACUUUUAGCAAACAAGACUACAUCUUUAUUCGUAAAUAACAUAUUGGAAGAAACAGAAAAGGAACGUAGACUUCUGCGUGACUUAUACCAAAGACACACGGAACUUCAAAAGCUAGAAAAUUCCAUCAAAGAAGUUCAUUCAUUAUUUAUACGUAUUCAGAACUUAGUCCUUGAACAGAACGAUAGAAUUCAAAUGGUAGAAUUUCACGCACAACAAGCAUCUGUACACGUUGACAAAGGUGCCGUUGAGUUGGAUAAAGCGCACACUUUGAAGAAAAGAGGAUUAAAGUGCAAGAUGUGCAUUAUUAUGUGGUCCAUAGUAAUUUUAACAAUUUUACUUGUUAUCGCUGUUAUAUUUUAAGAUCUUAUCGGAGAAAAAUUUUGCGUAUAUUACGUAUGUGAAAUAUAUUUAUUUUUGUAAAGACGUGGAACAAUCGAUAUUAUAUUUUU
Hermetia illucens (black soldier fly) is the source of this 2127-nucleotide messenger RNA. RefSeq names its product syntaxin-4. The record is from RefSeq and is a predicted model, not a curated record. Gene Ontology annotation, cellular component: synaptic vesicle; endomembrane system; membrane. Gene Ontology annotation, biological process: intracellular protein transport; vesicle fusion; vesicle-mediated transport. NCBI's taxonomy places the organism in Eukaryota, Metazoa, Arthropoda, Insecta, Diptera, Stratiomyidae. Gene Ontology annotation, molecular function: SNARE binding; SNAP receptor activity. The transcript has 9 exons. Bases 1184 to 2038 code for a protein of 284 amino acids.